Molecule: messenger RNA, 3643 nt
Organism: Melanotaenia boesemani (Boeseman's rainbowfish)
Lineage: Eukaryota; Metazoa; Chordata; Actinopteri; Atheriniformes; Melanotaeniidae
Gene: nek9
Product: serine/threonine-protein kinase Nek9
Exons: 23
Coding region: 573-3473 (966 amino acids)
Biological process (GO): protein phosphorylation
Cellular component (GO): centrosome
Molecular function (GO): protein kinase activity; ATP binding; protein kinase binding
Source: RefSeq, a predicted model, not a curated record
GGAAGUGAUGGAGUGCUGGCUGGAGUUUUGUUGCAACUUGCACCUGUAUCUAACUUUCGCUUAAUAAAAGACGCGUGGGUUUUAUAUGCACCAACUAAAACUUAAAGUGGUGUGGCAAUGAUCAAACCCUUCAGAAUUAGACUAUUUUAGGUGAUUCAUGUUGCUAACUAAUUAGCAAAGUCAAGCUAACAGUCAGAACGUUCCCGGAAAUUUGCUCUACUUCCUUUCAGAGUAAAAUACACUCCGCGGCGUGUAUUGGAAAAGCUUUUGUUUUGUAAAUAGAAAGAAAAGUUGGCUAGGGCGUCGUCAUUUCAUUGUGUCUAUCUUGACGUUCAUGUAACUACUGUAGUUGCACGCAUUUUUCUACGUUAUCUAUUUUUGACAUUGUAUAUUACCAUUGGCUUUGAUGAAUCUGGUUGGACUCGUGCUUUAACAGGUGUUUAUCAUCGUCCGGGAGAGAUAACAUGUUACACGUGUUCGCGGUUUUAUAGGAGUCUUUCAUAAAGUGUUGUCGUUAGGCCUUUUCGGGUUAUUUCCAUCCCUUCCUCUGGCUAACAAAUCUUCAUACAGAAAUGGCACUGGAGGACUAUGAGAGACAUUACGACUCGCUGAAUUCGGAUUUGGGUAGCGGGUCUCUGGUCAAUGACAGAUCAGCGUCGGGAAUAUUUAAUGGCGAAGAGGAGAAGUUACAUUAUAUUCCUAUCCGGAUCCUCGGGAGGGGGGCGUUUGGUGAAGCAACCCUCUACAGAAGGACAGAGGAUAACUUACUUGUGGUGUGGAAGGAAGUGGACCUGAACUCACUCUCAGAAAAAGAGCGUCGAGAUGUCACAAAUGAAAUAAGCAUCCUCUCCAUGCUGGAGCACAACAACAUCAUUGCCUACUUCAAUCACUUCAUGGAUAAAAACACACUGCUUAUUGAGUUGGAGUAUUGCAAUGGAGGAAAUCUAUAUGAUAAAAUCGUCCAGCAGAAGGGGAAACUUUUUACUGAGGAGGUAGUUAUUUGGUACCUAUACCAGAUUGCUUCAGCAGUGGCUCAUAUUCACAAGGCGGGAAUUUUACACAGAGAUAUCAAAACCCUGAACAUUUUCCUGACCAAAACUGACCUCAUUAAGCUGGGUGACUAUGGUCUCGCGAAGAAGCUAGACUCAGAGUUUUCAAUGGCAGAGACUUGUGUGGGAACUCCAUAUUACAUGUCACCAGAGUUGUGCCAGGGAGCAAAAUACAACUUCAAAUCAGACAUUUGGGCCAUGGGUUGCGUACUUUUUGAGGUUUUAACACUCAGAAGAACAUUUGAUGCAACGAACCCUCUGAACCUCUGUGUGAAAAUAGUCCAAGGCAACUGGACCAUGGAGGUCAACUCAGAUGAUUAUUUACCUGCAUUAAUUAAGCUGGUGUAUGAGUGUCUUGAUCAAGAUCCUGCAAAGAGGCCCACGUCUGAGCAGAUUCUGGACAGGCCUUUCAUCUCCUGCUGCCGACAGGAGCUUGAGGACCGAGUUGUGCUUCUGAAUUCAGCAAUGAAGAAACCAAAGCUGAGUACAGUGACUGAGACCCCAGUUGCUGUGGUGACUACACGCUCAAGAGAAGUGUAUUUUUGGGGGGGAGGUAAAUUCACCCCUCAGAAAAUUGAUUCAUUCAAAGGAGGCAGCGGUGCCCAACAUGUUUGUGCAGGAGAGAGUCACUUUGCAGUAGUAACAGUGGAAAAGGAGCUGUAUACCUGGGCUAAUGUCCAAGGCGGGACUAAGAUGGUGGGCCAGCUAGGACAUGGGGACCAGGCCUCAUACAGGCAGCCAAAGAGAGUGGAAAAGCUCCAGGGGAAGGCCAUCCGGCAGGUGGCAUGCGGGGCUGACUUUACUGCUUGUAUUACUGACGAGGACCAGAUGUAUAUGUUUGGCUCAGAUUACUAUGGCUGCAUUGGAGUAGAGAAUGAGCUGGGGGUGGAGAUUUUGGAUCCAGUGCUUUUGGAGUUUUUUACCGAGCGGCCUGUCCGCCAGGUUUCAUGUGGAGACAACCACGUGGUGGUGCUGGCUCAGAAUGGCGAUAUCUACUCCUGGGGCUGCGGAGAGUAUGGACGUCUUGGUCUAGAAUGUGAAGAUGAUUUUUCUUCUCCAAUGCAAGUGGAGAUUCCUAAAGGCGCCAGCAUCUUGUCUGUGUCAUGUGGCAGUGAUGGGACCUUCUUUCUGACAGGGACUGGUAAAGUUUUAGCAUGUGGAAACAAUGAAUUCAACAAGUUGGGUUUGAACCAGGGAAUCUCUGGGCUCAAAAACCACCCAGGAGAGGGAUACCAGGGGAUACCGUACAUCACCACACUGACCUUGGUAAAACAACUGUCACGCUUCAAGAUCCAAGUCAUAGCUCCAGGAAAAAAUCACACAGCUGCCAUUGAUGAGCGGGGUCGUCUGAUCACCUUUGGUUGCAACAAAUAUGGGCAGCUAGGUGUGAAGGACUUUAAGAGGCACCAAGGAGUCCAGGUCCUUGUUGGACCGUUUGGAGGGAAGACAGUGACCAAAGUGUCUUGUGGAGAUGGAUUCACUAUUGCAGCCACUGAGGACAAUCAGAUCUUUGCAUGGGGAAAUGCAGGAAAUGGGAGACUCGGGAUGCCUGCUGAUAAGGGGUUUGGCUCAGAGGUUUGCCCUGCCAUUCCAAGGCCCAUCUUUGGUUCCCUCCACCAUGUGCCUGACCUGUCUUGCCGUGGUUGGCACACCAUUAUCAUAAUGGAAAAAGUGCUCAACUCAAAGACCAUCCGUUCAAACAGCAGUGGACUGUCAAUUGGUAGUGGACUGGGCCAGGAAGCAUCUACAUCCACAAUAGAUCUGGACGCAGAUCCUGGGACAGAGACAAGGUGUCGUGACAGGAGUCUUGGGGGCACACGGGAGGUUAACACAGAGGAUUGCUUCAUGGAGCGCCCAUUGGAGAUGUCAAUGACAAAUCAGACUGGAGACAGCUCCUGUCCUCUCUGGCUUAGAAAGGAACUUGAAGAUGCAGAGUUCAUUCCGAUGCCAGAGGAGUCUGACCUGUCCAGUCAUAAACAGGUCUUUUCUUUCUCAGAGAGUGGGACUCUGCCGUAUGAGGAGCUGAAGGAACUCAAGGCAGCAGCAACAGCAUUCAGCAAAGGCCUAUCAACCAGACGAAUGAGCAGUGAUAAAGUAAAUGGACUGGAGGUGGGUGACGUCUGCAGAAAAGGAGAAUCUGGUGCAUGCUGCCAAGCAAGUUGUGAAGUAGCUCAGCUCCGAGAAACACUUGCCUGUCAAGAAAUGAGGAUCCAGAUGCUUGAAAAGCAGGUCAGUGAGCAGCAGCAGGAGAAUGAGAAGCUCUGGGCAGCAAUCAAUCGCUCAAUGCUGCAGGAAGCAGGACCUGACCAGAACGGAAACCAUCACUCUGAUAAUAUGCCCGGGGGAGGAGGAGGAAGAGGAGGAGGAGGAAGAAGAGACGGAUUCACAAAUCACGGAGGCCGAUCUGCUGGAGCCAGUGUGUGAGAUCUUAGCUGCAAACGUCUUUGCCAUGAAAAAAGUGUCAAGAAUCUUUGCACAGUUUGCAUUAAACAAGCUGGUCAUGUGGGAGGGAGAGGUUCCUUUAGAGGUGCAGCAGAGAGCGCAUCCUCAUGCCCAUUCAGAGGUUACAUUACAGUAAAGAUUUUUAUUUGAUU